Molecule: messenger RNA, 1542 nt
Organism: Triticum turgidum subsp. durum (durum wheat)
Lineage: Eukaryota; Viridiplantae; Streptophyta; Magnoliopsida; Poales; Poaceae
Source: the annotation of a GenBank genome assembly
AUGGAGCUCUUCACGCUGCCAUACUACUCGUACCACUUGGCCCUAUGCAUCUUGUUAGCUCUCCUCUACCAUGCCGUCCUACGCGCCGCCGCCGCCGCUGCCACCAGGCGUCCCCGCCCGAAGCUGCCUCCCGGUCCGUGGCAGCUUCCCAUCAUCGGCAGCCUGCACCACCUGUUGCGCGGGCUCCCACACCACAUCAUGCGCGACCUCUCCCUCCGCCAUGGCCCGCUGAUGCUGCUCCGCGUGUGCGAGCGCGAGGCCAUCGUCGUCUCCUCCGCCGAGGCCGCGAGGGAGAUCUACAAGGGUAACGAGGCCGCCUUCUCGACGCGGCUAAGCAGCCCGGGCAUCGACGAGCACUCGAGGCACGGCCAGGGGAUCGUCUUCGCGCCCUACGGCGACCACUGGCGGCUUCUCCGCCGGAUCCUGGUGACGGAGCUGCUCAGCGCGCGGCGCGUCGAGGCGUUCCGACGGAUCCGCGAGGAGGAGGCGGCGCGCCUGCUCUCGUCGCUUCAGGCUGAGGCGACGUCCGACGGUCGACUCGUCGACAUCGGCCAGCGGCUGGAAGAGUUCGUGACAGACUCGGUAGUGCGUGCCAUCUUUGGGGACAGGCUGCCCGAUAGGGCCACGAUUCUGAGGAUCGUCAAGCAAGGAGUGGACCUGUCAUCGAUUUUUGAUCUUCGAGACCUCUUCCCUUCGUCGUGGCUAGUUCGACUCGUGCGCCGCCGCCGCGGCAAGGCGGAGCGGCAGCGUGAGGAGGUGUUGAACGUUAUGGACAGCAUCCUCAAGAGUCACGAGGAGAGGAGGGCAGCCAGAGAUGGAGAUGACGAGCACGAGCAGGACAUGGUCCAUGCGUUACUCAGGAUCCAAAAAGAUGCCAAUACGCCAGUUUCCCUGACCCACGGAGUCAUAAGGACACUCCUCAUAGAAGUCUUUGGUGCAGCACUUGACACCACAGCUACUACUCUACAAUGGGCGAUGGCUGAACUAAUGGCCAACCCAAGGGUGAUGCGGCGCGUGCAGUCUGAGGUAGAUUGUGCUCUCGCAGGACAGGCUAUAGUACAAGAGGUCGCACUAAAGAGCAUGCAAUACCUCAGGGCAGUUAUUAAAGAGACCUUGCGACUACACCCUCCUGCCACGCUCUUGGCUAGAGUGUGUGUGGGAGACUGCAAGAUUCAAGGAUAUGAUGUAACACGAGGAAUGAUUGUGCUUACCAACACAUGGGCAAUCUGUAGGGACCCCAAGUAUUGGGAUGAGCCGGACAAGUUCAUGCCAGAGAGGUUCGAAGGCGAGGGUGUUCCCGACUUGAGAGGCAUGGACUUCGAGUUCACUCCUUUCGGUGUUGGGCGGCGGAUUUGCCCUGGGAUUGAAUUUGCGUAUGCAAACCUUGAGAUUGCUUUGGCUAGCCUUCUUUACCAUUUUAACUGGGAGCUGCCUCUCGGAGUUGAACCAGGUGAAGUAGACAUGACAGAGGAGUUCGGAGUCACUGCUCGAAGAAAGGUCAACCUAUUUGUGCGUCCAAUUAUUCGUGUUCCCCUUAGAUGA